Messenger RNA from Gavia stellata (red-throated loon), 1098 nucleotides. RefSeq names its product chemerin-like receptor 1. Gene Ontology annotation, cellular component: plasma membrane. The record is from RefSeq and is a predicted model, not a curated record. Bases 13 to 1098 code for a protein of 361 amino acids. The transcript has a single exon. Gene Ontology annotation, biological process: inflammatory response; phospholipase C-activating G protein-coupled receptor signaling pathway; positive regulation of cytosolic calcium ion concentration. NCBI's taxonomy places the organism in Eukaryota, Metazoa, Chordata, Aves, Gaviiformes, Gaviidae. Gene Ontology annotation, molecular function: complement receptor activity; N-formyl peptide receptor activity.
GGCUUGCUGGUGAUGGAGGGUGUCUCUUCUUCCCCUUCACCCUUCUCUGCCGGUUCCCCCACCGUGCAGUCUGAGAACGCCACUGCCCAUGACUACUACUCCGGCCUCCAGAAGAGCAUGCACAUCCUCUCCAUGGUGGUAUACAGCAUCGCCUGUUUGCUGGGGGUGACAGGGAACGGCCUCGUCAUCUGGAUUGCAGGCUUCAAGAUGAAGAAGACGGUGAACUCCGUCUGGUUCCUCAACUUGGCCAUUGCCGACUUCAUCUUCACCUUUUUCCUGCCUCUCAGCAUCGCCUACACCGCCCUGGGCUUCCACUGGCCGUUUGGCAAGCUCCUGUGCAAGCUGAACAGCACCAUCGCGUUCCUCAACAUGUUCGCCAGCGUCUUCCUCCUGACAGUCAUCAGCAUGGACCGCUGCGUUUCUGUGGCCUUUCCCAUCUGGUCUCACAACCACAGGAGUCCGGAGCUGGCGGCCAGGAUCGCACUGGGGACGUGGGUCCUGGCUCUCCUCCUCAGCUCCCCGUACCUCGUCUUUCGGGACACUGCGGUCAGUUCCAGGAACAUCACCAGCUGCUAUAAUAAUUUUGCACUGUCCGAUGACUACACGUCCGAGGCAACGCGGAGGCUGUGGAGGAUGCGGCAUAAAGCGAUGAUCAUAACGCGAUUCUUAUGCGGGUUCCUCAUCCCUUUCACGGUGAUUCUCAUCUGCUACAGCAUCGUUGCUGUCAAGCUGAAAAGACGGCAGUUAGCCAACUCUGCGAAGCCAUACAGAAUUAUCAUUGCUGUCACAGCCUCGUUUUUCCUCUGUUAUUUCCCCUAUCACGUCUUCUCCUUGCUGGAAAUAUCCAAAAACUCUUCCAGUCAUGAGAUGAAAAUGGCCCUUUACAUAGGGAUCCCCUUGGUUUCCAGCCUUGCCUUCUUCAACAGCUGCAUCAACCCCAUCCUGUACGUAUUUGUAGGGCCGGAUUUCAAGGAGAAGUUUUGCCAGUCCAUCCUGUCGACCUUCGAAGGGGCCUUCAGCGAGGAGUCGGUCCUGGGCAGCCUGACCAGCAGGCGAAAGUCCAGGUCCGCUUCGGAAGCAGAGGUGCCGAGGGCCUGA